Messenger RNA from Microtus ochrogaster (prairie vole), 684 nucleotides. RefSeq names its product prolactin-5A1-like. NCBI's taxonomy places the organism in Eukaryota, Metazoa, Chordata, Mammalia, Rodentia, Cricetidae. Gene Ontology annotation, molecular function: hormone activity; prolactin receptor binding. Gene Ontology annotation, cellular component: extracellular region. The record is from RefSeq and is a predicted model, not a curated record. Gene Ontology annotation, biological process: response to nutrient levels; positive regulation of cell population proliferation; positive regulation of lactation.
AUGCGGCUGUCUUUGAUCCAACCACACUCCUCAGGGACCCUAUUGCUGCUGCCGCUGCUCCUGUGGGAGAAUGUGGAUUCGGUACCCAGGUGUCUCAUGAAAGAUGGUGGCUGCCAGAAGGUCCUCAGCUAUAUGUUUAACAGGACAAGCACCACAUCUGAGACCAUCAGUCGCCUCUCUUUGGAAACAUUAAAUGAAUUUGAUGCACAGUAUGACCCAGGCCAGAAGUUCCAGAACAAGCCCACCAUGACCUGCCACACUGCAUCCCACUCCAUCCCAAGCAGCAAAAGGAAAGCUCAAAGAAUGCAGCCUAUGACCCUUCUGAAUGUGACCAUCAGCAUGCUGGCUGCCUGGAAAAAUCUUCUGUACCAUGUACAAAACAAUAUGGCUGAUCUUGAUGGGACUCCAUAUGCUACCAUAUCAAAAGUUACCUUGAUUGAUAGGCAAAUCAAAAGACUCGCAAAAAAUCUGCAGGGCAUUAAGACUAUACUCAGCCAGGUUGAUCCUGAACUUAAGAAAAAUGAGACCUACACUGCCUGGUCAGGAGAGCCAUAUCUACAGCAAUCCCAAAGAGGAAUCCAACUUUUUGGUCUACAUAGCUUGUUUGUAUGCCUGAACAGAGACACACAAAAGGUGUCUGAUUAUGUCAAUAUCCUGAGACACCAAAUUGUUCGUGAUGAAUAA